GUUCACUUCCUCAUUGUGGGUACCUCAUGUGACAAGUUCCAAUUUCUUUUUAAAGUCAAUUGAACUGAAAUCUCCUUGCCUUUGAAAUCUUAGAAGAGAGCCCACCAAGUUAAGGACCCUUACCAUGGGAGCACCUGCUGGUUCUGUCACAGUGAAACAGCUGGUUUGUGUGCUCUUCAUGUGCUCCUCUGCAGUGGCGCAAUUGCAUCAAGAUCCCACCUUGGAUCACCACUGGAAUCUCUGGAAGAAAACCUAUGGCAAACAAUAUAAAGAAAAGAAUGAAGAAGCAGUACGACGUCUCAUCUGGGAAAAGAAUCUAAAGUUUGUGAUGCUUCACAACCUGGAGCAUUCAAUGGGAAUGCACUCAUAUGAUCUGGGCAUGAACCACCUGGGAGACAUGACCAGUGAAGAAGUGAUGUCUUUGAUGAGUUCCCUGAGAGUUCCCAGCCAGUGGCAGAGAAAUAUCACAUAUAAGUCAAACCCUAAUCAGAUGUUGCCUGAUUCUGUGGACUGGAGAGAAAAGGGGUGUGUUACCGAAGUGAAAUAUCAAGGUUCUUGUGGUUCUUGCUGGGCUUUCAGUGCUGUGGGGGCCCUGGAGGCACAGCUGAAGCUGAAAACAGGAAAGCUGGUGUCUCUCAGUGCCCAGAACCUGGUGGAUUGCUCUGAAAAAUAUGGAAACAAAGGCUGCAAUGGUGGCUUCAUGACAGAGGCUUUCCAGUACAUCAUUGAUAACAAAGGCAUCGACUCAGAAGCUUCCUAUCCCUACAAAGCCACGGAUCAGAAAUGUCAAUAUGACUCAAAAUAUCGUGCUGCCACGUGUUCAAAGUACACUGAACUUCCUUAUGGCAGAGAAGAUGUCCUGAAAGAAGCUGUGGCCAAUAAAGGCCCAGUGUGUGUUGGUGUAGAUGCAAGUCAUCCUUCUUUCUUCCUCUACAGAAGUGGUGUCUACUAUGACCCAGCCUGUACUCAGAAAGUGAAUCAUGGUGUACUUGUGAUUGGCUAUGGUGACCUUAAUGGGAAAGAAUACUGGCUUGUGAAAAACAGAACCUAGGCUUUAGAAAGACUUUGUCUCUGUAAUCCUAAUGCCUAGGAAAGUGUCUGGCACAGCCUAAGAAACCCUGGACUUCAGCCUAUUACAAAGGAAACCGGCAUCGAUUUUAGAAGUCUAAUAAGUUAGUAGCCUUAUGAUAUACAAGGAGAAGGUAGGAUGACCAACUUUUCCACUUUGCUAAGGGCUAUUUGAUGAGGCUUUCUGGGACAUAGGACUUUCUUUUUAAAACCAGGACAGUCCAAGGCAAACUGGGACUGGUGGUCACCCUAGAAGAAGGCCAUAUAUAUAUAUAUAUAUAUAUAUAUAUAUAUACACACACAUACACACACAUAUAUAUAUAUAUAUACACAUAUAUAUAUGUGUGUGUAUGUGUGUAUGUGUAUAUAUAUAUAUAUAUGUUUUAAAGUAGACAUACUCUACUUGAGUUCAAUCAGAUGGACUCAUACCUGGAUAAUGAUAAAAAUAGCUACCUUCACUUAGUAAGCAUUGGCUAUGUACCAAAUAUUGUGCAAGUACUUUAAAUACAUUUUCUCAUUUAAUUUUUAAAGUAAUCCUAUGAGAGACAUUUAAUUAACAAACUUACCCAAAUUUGAACAGUUUGAUGAAAGAGUUAUAAAAUCAAUAAAAAUAUACAACUUGGUAAGUACUGAAAUUAACAUUUGGAACAGACCUUGUAUAGUUCUGAAGGCAAGAAUUUGUCCUCACAUAUUUUAUUUAGCUUAAGAUUUUUUAUCAGUUUCAUGAUUUAAGUGAAGUUAGCAGGACUCAGUCAAAAAGAGGUCUGAGAUCUUAUGCAAAAUUAGGGGCAGCUGAUCUUGAUCUGUAAAACUGAGAAAAGUAAGUUGUUCAGAUGUUGAAUGGGGUCUCGGAUUCCUUGGUCUCACUGAAUUCAUACUGCUAGUAACUAGACCCUCAAUUCAAUUUUCAUACUAGAACUCAGGUCCAAACUCAUUUCAUCUAAAAUUAUUUAUUUUAUCUAUUAUUUAAGGCAGUGACCAUAGUAAGAUGUAAAUUACAUGACAUCCUGGACGUUCUGAUCUGAAUUUCAUUCCCCAUAUGACUUCACUCACAGAGAUUACUACAGGGAUAGACAGAGUAUAAAAGUUAGAGUGGGCUUUGGAAUAAAAUAAUCUUAGAUUUGAACUCUGUCUUCACAGUUUACCAUCUAUGUGACAUUUGGCAAGCUACUUUGCCACUCUGACCUUCUGUUUUUUUCUUUAGAAAAGAAAAUAAUACUAACCUCACAGAAUGAUGAUUAAAUUAGAUAAUUUAUGUGAAUCUGUUUGGCACAGAGUAAGUGCUAAAUAAAUGGUAGCUAUUAAUAAUAGCCUGGCCACACAAUUAUUAUGGCUUUUGUUAUCAAACUAGGUAUUAAAAGAACAUUGCUACAGCCUGGGCAACAUAGUGAGACCUCUUCUCUACUAAAAAUAAAAUAUUAGCUGAGCAUGGUAGUAUGCACCUGUGGUCCUAGCUACUUGGAAGGCUGAGGCAGGAGGAUUGCUUAAGCUCAGGAGGUCGUAGCUGCAGCCACACUCCAGCCUGGGCAACACAGUGGGACUCUGUCAAAAAAAAAGAAAACAGUGCAGCCAUUGAUUUAUUAGAGGUGAUGAUGGAGUUUGAAUUUUAUUGUAAAGGUAUGGAGAGCCAUUGAAUAUUUCUAAGCAGUGGAGUGGCAACUAAGUGAAAGGAAGCAGAGAAAGGAGCUCAUGAAAAUGUUUGAGAAGGAGUGACCAGAGACAGAUGAGAAAAUCAGAACAUAGUAGUGUCUUAAGGCCAACAGACCAGUGAGGUGGGAGUAGACAACUGUGUUAAAUGAUACAGAGAGAUAAAAAUAGGACCUGCAAAUUGUCCAAUGAGGGCUGAUAUAUAGAAUAUGAAAGGCCUCUUAAAGCACAGUGCUUUUAAAUGGUAUCAUUUGUCUGCCAGCAAUAAACCAGCAUUUCUUAGGUUCUCCACUGCAUGCAAAAACACAACCUUUGAGUCCCUGAGCCAAAAUUUGUAACAGCUCCCCUUUGCCUAUGUAAUUGAAGUACAUGUUCCUCCACCUGCAGUUCUAAGCUGUUCACAGGAUGGCCCCAAACCAGCUUUCUGUCCUCUUUUUCCACUAUUACACUAAAGAUAUCCGGUUUUCCUUUCAACCACAUUUCUUACACUCCAGGCACACUAGGCAUUUUCUCAAUUUCAUGCUUUUAUUUGUAUCCUAGAGCACUUAAUGAAUUCUGCCUUGUAUAAUAUUUACAUAUCUACCACUAUAAAACUUCAGAAUCAUAAAGAGCUUUAGAAAUCAUUCCUCUUAAAAGGAUUUUGUCAGUUUUUUCAUCAGUCUUGGUAAAGUAUGAAAAAUAAAAAUAUUUUGGUGACUUUUUCAUAAAUCUGAAUUUACUCAAAAGACUAUUCUUAAAAUAGAGAUUAUAUCUUUGGAUUUUUUGCUUUCUGUUAAAAUGUCUUUUCUUGUACAACACGAUGGUGAUAGUAAGUAGUAUGAUUUUUCUUUAUUUUCUUUUUUUGAGACAGAGUCUCACUCUGUUGCCCAGGCUGAAAUGCAGAGGCACAAUGUCAGUUUAAUGCAACCUCCACCUCGCCUCCUGGGU
Cebus imitator (Panamanian white-faced capuchin) is the source of this 3642-nucleotide messenger RNA. It is a transcript of the gene CTSS, whose product is annotated as cathepsin S. The transcript is spliced from 8 exons. Lineage: Eukaryota; Metazoa; Chordata; Mammalia; Primates; Cebidae. The record is from RefSeq and is a predicted model, not a curated record. Gene Ontology annotation, cellular component: lysosome. Bases 125 to 1051 code for a protein of 308 amino acids. Gene Ontology annotation, biological process: immune response. Gene Ontology annotation, molecular function: cysteine-type endopeptidase activity.